GGCUUUCCUCUCAUUCGACGAUAUCACAUCAAAAAGCGAGAACUCUUUCUGGACCCUGUGCAUCAUGUUGUUAUUGUUGUGUCUAUCACGUUGUUAGAGAUCAGCAGCUGUUGGACCAUCACAAUAGCAUCAUCAUCUCAACGCUAAAAGCCCCCAAUUCCGGAUCCUCCUUCCUUUUAGAGAGCGCAUUUGUCAUUUGUAGAUUGCUUGACAGGAUGUGGAAACGUCGAGAUUGUGCAGUUGCUGCCAUUGCUUAUUGCAGCCUCAUUUUUCCAUGGUCUACCCAUGGAUUUGUGUUGCACAGCCCGAAUCUUGGACUUGGAUCAAAAGCUGCCAGAAUUACUCUGCCAAAAUCAUGGAUGGCCCCAAAUAAUGACCAAGAGCCUACUACCGGGGCAACUCUGGUUACUUUUCCCAAUGCUACCGAAAAAACCGUUGUUGCAGAAAACAACAACCCAUCCGAGCAAGAAGAAGACGAACUUGGCAAUGUUGUAGAUGUCAAAAUGAACCAAAUCGACUAUGGAGGCUACUCACUCAACGGAUACACGAGCAACACCGUCUACCAUAACUCACUUCGAGUGGAUGGCACUCCAUUGACACGGAACCAGGCGUUCGAUAUGGAAGACGAAGAUGGAUAUCAAGCCAUGAGAAAGAAAAAACGAUCCUUCGCGGACACCAUGAUCAAGUUCCCCUUUCGAGCUCUUCGGAGAAUCUCGAAUGGACCCAAAGUCACGGAACCAGGAACACUCAUACUGGUGCGCCAUGGGGAGAGUGGCUGGAAUCAAAACAAGACCUUCACAGGUUGGAGUGACCCGGAUCUUUCAGCCGACGGUGUGAGGGAGGUAGAACAUGCAGCAAGGCUCCUGUUGGAAAUGGGCAUUGAGAUUGAUAUGGUCUUCACGAGUCGAUUGAAAAGGGCCAUUCGUUCGGCAUGGAUCAUUCUGCUAGAGCUCAAUGAAGUCUAUCUACCUGUCUUCAAGAGCUGGAGGCUCAACGAAAGAAUGUAUGGAGCACUCACAGGAUUGAGCAAGAUUGAAACAGCAGAAAAGCUGGGUUCGGAGCUAGUACAGGAAUGGCGUGGGUCCUUGAGAACUCCACCCCCACCAUUGACAAAAAACAGUCCUUACUGGCCUGGAAAGGACAGAAAGUAUGCUGACUUGACAGCUGACCAGAUUCCACUCACCGAGUCCCUUAUGGACUGUAUGGAACGCACCAAACCCGUAUGGCAAGAUAAGAUUCUGUACGAACUCCAAGGAGGGCGAAACGUGAUGGUGGUGGCUCAUGCCAAUACUUUGAGGGGCUUGGUCAAAAUCAUUGAUAACAUUGGGGAUGACGAGAUUCAAGAUGUGGCAAUCCCCACUGGCAUCCCCAUUGUGUACAAAUUCAACAAAGACAUGGAACCCAUUCCUCCAACUGGCGACAAACAAACUAUAGGGCAGGAGUACAUGAAUGGCAUAUUCCUAGAAAAGCCAGGGUUGCUGCGAGAAGCUUUGGCUCGUGAGGAAGAGUGGUCACUACAAGUGCCAGGAUACAAUUCAACUCUGACGAGAAACAAGACACCCAUGACGUCUUUAGAGCGAAGUCUCUACAAGCUGAAAGCAGAAAGAGAACUAGGAGAAUGGGCUGGGCAAUUCAUUGAUCCCAGUAAAAUGUUGGAGGAUGAUGGGAACGACGGGAACAUGCAGAAGAUGAUGGAUGAUAUUUGGGCUAAAGGGAUUGAUGAGUUGGCUGCAGGAGAGCAGUUUGAUCCAGAAGGCACAUUUCAUCAAAAAGAAGAUACUGUUGUCCUGGAUGCCGAAGAGGAGGAAGAAGAUGACGAUGAAACGCCCUUUGCCAAUCUCAUUUCCACUUCGGAUCGACCCUGCGUCAAGUCCAUCCCCAGUGCCUCACUAAUCCCUGGCAUGGGAAGCGUCCCCACCUUGCGUGACAGCGUGAUAGUUAUCAUCAGGCAUGGAAAGACUGAACACAACAAGCUGGGUUUGUUCACGGGUUGGGAGGAUGCGCCGCUGGCACCUGAAGGUGUGGAGGAAGCCAAGGCCGCUGGACGCCUUCUCAAGACGCAUGGAUUUGAGUUUGACGUUGUGUACACCAGCUGGCUUUCAAGGGCCAUUGAUACAGCAUGGCAUGUUAUGGACGAGAUGGACUGCCUUUGGCUGCCGAUUAUCAAGAGCUGGAGACUGAACGAGAGAAUGUAUGGCGAACUCACUGGUCUGUCGAAGCAAAUGGUAAAGCAGAGGCACGGAUCAGAACAGUUCAAGGCGUGGCGUCGGGGAUACAAAGUUAGACCUCCCCCGGUGUCCUCUUUCUCUCAACACUACCCCGGAAAUGAUAUGCGAUAUCAGAAGUACUUGAAUGAUGCGAGAUAUUCCGUGCGGGAGAGCACAAUUCGAAGCAUUGAGCAAGGCAAAGUUGUGCUCCACCGAAAGUUUCCAAAGUCAGAGUCGUUGAAGGAUUGCAUGGACCGUACCAUCCCCUUCUUCACCGAACGGAUAGUGCCCGAGGCGAUUGAGCCUGGAAAGAGAGUGCUGAUAUCAAGCAGCGAGAAUGCCAUUCGCGGGCUUUUGAUGCACCUUUGUGACAUCCCAGAGGAGAAGAUUACCGGGUUGGAAAUCCCCAAUGGACUACCCCUUGUAUUUGACACCAAGUCUAAGUGUCUAAAGCUCCUUGACGAUGGGACAGGCCGGGACCCUCUCAAAGUGCACAACUUUGGCAAAGCUGCCAGUUACCUCUUCCGUCCUUGCAUGACAGAGGACGGAAAUCCAGACGAAGAAUGCGAAAUCACAUACAGUGGGCGUUCUUCCAUUUCUCUUUCGACCGAGGAGCAGGAAGCAAUUGACGCAAUCAAACGGCAACCCAGCAGUUUGUAGUGCUGCCAAAGCACUUCACCACAAAUAUAGAUGGUGCAGUUCUCAUAGAUCUACUAUUAAUACUAGAAAUUUCCAAAAGUCUUACACUUAGAGGAGACUGAUGCCAAGCCCUCAAACGCUAACCA
Messenger RNA from Seminavis robusta, 2992 nucleotides. The record is from the annotation of a GenBank genome assembly. NCBI's taxonomy places the organism in Eukaryota, Bacillariophyta, Bacillariophyceae, Naviculales, Naviculaceae.